AUGUCGGGGUUCGAUGGAGAGACGUUCACCAAAUCGACAAGUGUCAAAUACGAUAUCAUCAAUUACAGUUGCAGGGAUAAUCAUACCGGAGACGAUAACAUUGAUCAGAGGAAGCAUAGCCAAUCAUGGAGCACGUGGGAGGAGCUGUUGCUGGCAUGCGCCGUGAAGCGGCACGGCUUCCAUGACUGGGACUCCGUCGCCAUGGAAGUCCAGUCCCGGAGCUCUCUCCCCCGUUUUCUCACCACCGCCCAGAAUUGCAAGCACAAGUACCGAGAUCUCAAGCGCCGGUUCGAGGACGACGGGGUAGGGGACAACGAGACGGAGGACGGAGAUGACAAAGCCGAUAACAUCCCCUGGCUCAAUCAGCUCCGGGGCCUUCGCGUGGCGGAGCUACGGCGAGAUCUUCAGCGAUAUGAUGUCUCGAUACUGUCACUUGAGUCGAAAGUUAAGAAAUUAGAGGAGGAGAGAGACAGGAGCGUCGGAUGCCAGAAACCAGAUCUGGACGACGACUCGAAGGGGGAGAGAUCAGAGAACGAUGUAACUGAACCGGCUAGACCGAACACGGUUAUGGCGGAGGAGAAGGAGUCUGACCGGGAGAACGGGUCCAUCAACGAGUCCAACUCGACAGCUUCCGGCGGGAAACUCGCCGGAGACGGAGACGAAACGAGUCGUGCACGCGAAGACUCGGGGAAUCCGGAU
This is a messenger RNA of Tarenaya hassleriana, 699 nucleotides long. RefSeq lists its product as uncharacterized. The annotation marks the transcript as partial. The record is from RefSeq and is a predicted model, not a curated record. Lineage: Eukaryota; Viridiplantae; Streptophyta; Magnoliopsida; Brassicales; Cleomaceae. The transcript has 3 exons.